AGGGGCAAAAAGGGUAGGAAAGAGAAAACUCUUUUAUAUUCUCUCCGACGCUUCUCUUUCACGCUUCAAUUUCUAGCUCCUUCAAUUUCUUUCAUCAUUUCUUCUGCUUUUUUUCUCUCUUAAAUAUCAGUUAGGGUUUAGUGCAAACCCUAAAUUGAUUGAAAUUGGGAAAAAAUGGUAGACUUCGCACGCGUUCAAAAAGAGCUACACGAAUGCAGCAGAGACGUAGAGUCAUCAGGAAUCAAAGUCACUCCAAAAUCCGAUAACAUCGCUCGCUUAACCGGCACCAUUCCCGGCCCAGUUGGUACUCCUUACGAAGGCGGAACUUUCCAAAUUGACAUCUCAUUGCCUGAUGGCUAUCCUUUUGAGCCUCCGAAAAUGCAGUUUGUGACAAAAGUCUGGCAUCCUAAUAUCAGUAGCCAAAGUGGGGCAAUUUGUCUGGACAUCUUGAAAGACCAAUGGAGCCCGGCAUUCACCCUAAAGACGGCUCUAGUUUCUAUCCAGGCAUUGCUUUCGGCUCCUCAACCUGAUGACCCUCAAGAUGCUGUAGUAGCUCAACAGUAUCUUAAAGACUAUCAGACUUUUGUUGGCACAGCCCGCUACUGGACGGAAAAUUUUGCCAAGAGCUCAUCUCUCGGAAUUGAGGAAAAGGUGCAGAAACUUGUCGAAAUGGGCUUCCCUGAAGCUUUGGUCAGGACUACACUAGAAGCUGUUGGCGGUGAUGAAAACUUGGCGCUUGAAAAGCUUUGCUCUGGAUAAGAAGAAAGGAUUAUACCAGAAGACACAAAAGUUCAUAUGAAAAUAGGGUUUCCUUCUAUAUCUCUUGAAUUUUUCUAUAUUUUGGCUGCCUUAUUAUUCUCUUGAAUAUCACCGCUAAUUUGGGAUCGCAUUAAUGGGUGGCAGCUUACACCAUAUAUGAAUGGAGUUGCUAAAGCUUGCGCUAUUAGUAGCUCAAAAAAUUGAAUGAAAAAAUUCUACUUUCUAA
Mercurialis annua (annual mercury) is the source of this 985-nucleotide messenger RNA. RefSeq names its product ubiquitin-conjugating enzyme E2 27. NCBI's taxonomy places the organism in Eukaryota, Viridiplantae, Streptophyta, Magnoliopsida, Malpighiales, Euphorbiaceae. The transcript is spliced from 5 exons. The record is from RefSeq and is a predicted model, not a curated record. The coding region runs from base 175 to 759 and encodes 194 amino acids. Gene Ontology annotation, molecular function: protein binding.